Molecule: messenger RNA, 1407 nt
Organism: Scheffersomyces amazonensis
Lineage: Eukaryota; Fungi; Ascomycota; Pichiomycetes; Serinales; Debaryomycetaceae
Exons: 1
Coding region: 1-1407 (468 amino acids)
Biological process (GO): proteolysis
Molecular function (GO): metalloexopeptidase activity
Source: RefSeq, a predicted model, not a curated record
AUGAAUCUAUACUAUUUAUUUUCAUAUUUUAUAUUUAUAACAUGUUGCUUGGGAGUACAAAUUAAUGAUGUUGAUGAUGAGAAUGAUAUCACUGUUAAUGCUUUAUCAAGAGAAGUAAGAGGCUGUAGGCUUGAAAAGAAAGUAUCUGAACAGGAUUUAAGAAAUGAUAUCACCGCUUUAAAAUCAUUAUUAACUGGCCCCGACAGAUCAGUUGGUUCAAUAGAUCACAACAAGACUGGAGAAUUUAUAUUAAAUCGCCUUGAUAAAUUAAAGGAUUUCUAUGAAAUUUCUACUGAACAAGUAAAUUCUUAUCCUUAUAGCUCAAAUACAAAUUUCUUAAAAUUUGGAGAGAAAGAGAUUACUUUAUAUCCUUAUAUUUAUACUCGACCAGUUAGAUUUAAAAAUGUCAAGGACGUUGAUGUUGUUAAAUUAAAUACUUAUGGUUGUCAGGAAAGAGAUUACCCAUUACUUUCUUCUAAUACUUUAGUUAUUGUCCAAGAUGGUGGAUGUCAUAUAGAGGUCAAGAAGUGUAUUAUGGAUCUGCUUGGAGUACGCCUAUUGUUGGUUAACAGUUCAACUCCACAAGAAAUAUCACUGAAGGUAGAAUAUCCCGAAGAGUGUCAAUAUUGUGGGCUGUCUGUUUUGCCUUUUAAAGUUUCCAAUUCAGAUGCUGAAUACCUUUCGAAUUUAAAGCAAAUAACUAGUAAUGUAACAAUUUUUUCAAAUAGUACUGUUGAUAUGAAAGCCAAGUCAUUAAAUAUUAUUGCUGAAUCUAAAUCUGGAAGAAAUGAUAGUAUCAUCUUAGUGGGUACCAAUUAUGAUUCGUAUCCCAAUACACCAGGAAUCAAUGAUAAUGCUGCUGCUGUAAUUGCUUUACUUAACAUAGCAAAUUACUUGACAGAAUUCGACUUACAAAAUAAAGUGAGAUUUGUGUUUUGGGGUUCAAAAUUAUUUAGAUAUAAUUUGGAUGGUGAACCAGAUGAUUCAGUAAAAAUGUACUUAAUUUAUAAUAAUAUUGGUUCAACAAAUUAUAUGAAUCAUAUAUAUUAUCCCCAUUUCACACAAAGUUAUACUAGAACAAGAUUUAUAAGAGAAAAACACAUUGCUGAUAGUCAUGCAGAAUUCUUUGAUAAGAAUGGAAUCCCUUGGAAACAAGCUAGUAAUCCAUCAUAUCUAUUUUUUGAUAAUAACACUCCUACUGGUGGACUUUAUGCAGGGACUGAUGAAAUUAAAACCAUCGAUGAAGUAGCAUUAAUUGGAGGACAACUAGGACCCUAUGAUCCAUGCAAUCUUAAAAGUUGUGACACUGAAGUGAAUUAUAAAUCUUUGUUCAAUAAUACGAGGGCAGCUGCUUACGCUAUAGGUAAUUACGCAAAGAACUUGACUUCAUUUACUUUGAUGAUUUAA